This is a messenger RNA of Psammomys obesus (fat sand rat), 626 nucleotides long. RefSeq lists its product as uncharacterized. The transcript has a single exon. NCBI's taxonomy places the organism in Eukaryota, Metazoa, Chordata, Mammalia, Rodentia, Muridae. The coding region runs from base 358 to 618 and encodes 86 amino acids. The record is from RefSeq and is a predicted model, not a curated record.
CGGGUUCUUGGAGAUGCUGUUUGGCGACUUGUCGCCAUUCCCGGAGCACCUCGGCCUCGGCCCAGAGGCUAGUGUUGGUCGCUGUGUCGGAGACCCCGGUCCCCGGCACCGAGACAGCCAGCCCUCUCUCCUGCCCCGCGGCGGGAGAGCGUGUCCGGCCGGCCGGCGGGGCUCGCGACCCUCCCGCGCCUUCCCUUCCCCCGCAGCCUCCGCCCCGCCAGGCCCGGCCCGGACCUCCGAGCCUCGGCCUCCUCCUCCUCCUCCUCGGUCACCGCCGCCGCUGGGCCCCACAGCCCCACCUGCCGUUUCUUCUUCCAUUUUGAGAAGCUGAGGAAGGAAACAAGGAAAAAUGUCGCCAUGAAGGCCGAGAACCGCUGCCGCCGCCGACCCCCGCCGGCCCUGAACGCCAUGAGCCUGGGUCCCCGCCGCGCCCGCUCCGCUCCGACCGCCGUCGCCGCCGAGGCCCCCUUUGAUGCCGCAGAGCUCCCCCAGCGCCGCCGCUACCGCCUCCGACAUGGACAAGAACAGCGGCUCCAACAGCUCCUCCGCCUCCUCGGGCAGCAGCAAAGGGCAACAGCCGCCCCGCUCCGCCUCGGCGGGGCCGGCCGGCGAGUCUAAACCCAAGA